Penicillium lagena is the source of this 342-nucleotide messenger RNA. RefSeq lists its product as uncharacterized. The transcript is spliced from 2 exons. The record is from RefSeq and is a predicted model, not a curated record. NCBI's taxonomy places the organism in Eukaryota, Fungi, Ascomycota, Eurotiomycetes, Eurotiales, Aspergillaceae. The coding region runs from base 1 to 342 and encodes 113 amino acids.
AUGUCCCAGGUCUUCCUUAGGGUCUCGAACAACCAACCCCCUUCCAAAACACCACCUUUGUUCGCGUUGAGCAAGGAAAGAAAGAAAGAACCGGGGAGACUGAUUGAUAUUGGCGAACAGGAACAAAUUGACGAUCUGGCGGCUAUGUCUCGGGAAUAUGAGAAACAGGAAGCCCUGCGCAUGACGAACCAGGGAAAUAACACUUCUUCUUCCACUGCCAAUAACAAUGGUGGCGGUUCUUCGGAUCGGCAGCAGAGAGAGCCCUAUAUCAAUGAGAUCGUCCCAGUGGACCCAGGCCGGACGCGCAGACGCACGGAAUCCGAUUCUCGGGGCAGCCGUUGA